Williopsis jadinii is the source of this 484-nucleotide messenger RNA. RefSeq lists its product as uncharacterized. NCBI's taxonomy places the organism in Eukaryota, Fungi, Ascomycota, Saccharomycetes, Phaffomycetales, Wickerhamomycetaceae. The record is from RefSeq and is a predicted model, not a curated record. The transcript is spliced from 2 exons. Bases 43 to 321 code for a protein of 92 amino acids.
CAUUGUAACUACAUACAAAAACACUAAUCACAUACAAUAACAAUGUCUACUGCUGAGAACAUCGAGAACAAGGUCGAGGAGACCGUCCAACCAACUGUUGACGCCGUUGAGAAGAAGGUUGACGAGGUUGUUGACCAGGCUAAGACCGCUGGUGACGAGGCCGUCAACAACGCUACUGAGGCUAAGGAUGAGGUUGUCAAGGCCGCUGAGGAUGCUAAGAAGGAGGCCUCUGGUGCCUCUACUGAGGAGAAGAAGAGCAUCUUCAAGAAGUUCACUGCCAAGUUGAAAUCUAUUAGGCUGUAUGACAACUUGUACAACUAGAAUCUACAUAGCGGACCUCAGCACCAGCAACAUCUGUGCGAUGAAGUGUGCGGUAUGUACGUGCGUUUAAAGUGAAACGGCGUAAGUUUCACAGCGCUAGAAGUGGCUUUAGGAAAUGGUCUAUAACUUUAGAAGCUCUUGUCUCAGUAUAACAUCCAAGCGC